Gymnogyps californianus (California condor) is the source of this 1503-nucleotide messenger RNA. RefSeq names its product cytochrome P450 2W1-like. The transcript is spliced from 9 exons. Gene Ontology annotation, biological process: xenobiotic metabolic process. The record is from RefSeq and is a predicted model, not a curated record. The coding region runs from base 1 to 1503 and encodes 500 amino acids. Gene Ontology annotation, cellular component: intracellular membrane-bounded organelle; cytoplasm. Lineage: Eukaryota; Metazoa; Chordata; Aves; Accipitriformes; Cathartidae. Gene Ontology annotation, molecular function: iron ion binding; oxidoreductase activity, acting on paired donors, with incorporation or reduction of molecular oxygen, reduced flavin or flavoprotein as one donor, and incorporation of one atom of oxygen; heme binding.
AUGUCUUUUUUAAUUUCAUUUAUCUUCGAUCCUGCAUUAAUUUGUCUGCUGUGUGCAGCAGUAUUAUUAGCUGUACUCUAUUUUUCAACUGGCUAUAAAAAUUCAGCUUUUAAAUUUCCUCCUGGUCCAACUCCUCUUCCGAUCAUUGGUAACCUGCACUUGGUGGAUCUUAGAAGGCAAGAUAAAUCACUAAUGAAGCUUGCGGAAAAAUACGGCCCCAUCUUCACCCUCCACUUUGGGUUCCAGAAAGUUGUGGUCCUGACCGGGUACGAAGUUGUGCGGGAGGCGCUUGUGAACUACACAGAGGAGUUUGUAGACAGACCAUCCAUCCCAAUAUUUGACCAAAUUCAGAACGGAAACGGUUUGUUCUUCUCUAUCGGGGAGCUGUGGAGAACAACUCGGAGAUUCACCGUAUCCAGCAUGCGCAACCUCGGCAUGGGGAAAAAAAUUAUAGAAGGGAGAAUUUUUGAGGAGCUUCACUUCCUUAUCGAGAUGAUCAAAUCCUUCAAAGGGGAACCUUUUAACCUGACGUCCUUCAACUGUGCUCCAAUCAACAUCACCUUUGUCUUGCUGUUCGGGGACAGGUUUGACUACAAGGACCCAACAUUUCUCACUCUCUUAAGACUCAUAGAUGAAGUUAUGAUUCUUCUGGGAUCUCCAUAUUUGAAUUAUUUCAAUUUCUACCCGUUCCUUGGAUUUCUUUUCAAAACUCACAAGAUUAUGCUUGGGAAAAUAGAAGAUGUGCGCGUCAUUUUAAGGCAAUACAUGAAGGCAAGCAGGGAAGAUAUCAAUGAGAACAGCGUGAGGAGCUACAUUGAUGCACUGAUAUUCAAGCAACAAGAGGAGAAAAACAAGAAAGACAGCCUCUUCCAUGAUGACAACUUAAUAGCAUCCAUACUCGACUUGGUCAUGGCGGGAACAGAGACCAUAGCCACAACGCUCCAGUGGGCCAUCCUGCUGAUGAUGAAAUACCCAGAGAUUCAAAAAAAGGUGCAGGAGGAGAUUGGGAGAACCCUCAAAGCUGGAAGCUGGGCCACGUAUGAGGAUCGGAAGAACAUGCCGUUUACAAAUGCGGUGCUACACGAAGUGCAGAGGUUUAUCACCCUCCUGCCCCACGUUCCCCGCUGCACUGCUGUUGACACCCACUUCAGGGGCUACUUCCUUCCCAAGGGUAUAAUUGUAAUCCCGUCGCUCACCUCAGUGCUGCUGGAUAAGACGCAAUGGGAGACACCACAUCAGUUCAACCCCAACCACUUCCUUGACGCUGAAGGGAAUUUUGUAAAGAGAGAGGCUUUCCUGCCCUUCUCCACAGGGCGAAGGAACUGCAUUGGAGAAAGCCUCGCCAAGAUGGAGCUGUUUGUCUUCUUUGUAGCGUUGCUUCAGACAUUUACUUUUCAACCGCAGCCAGGAGUUUCAGAGUCUGACUUGGACCUUACCGUCCCCCAAACGACUUUCACAUUAAGGCCGCAGCCUCAGGCAACCUGUGCUGUCCUGCGUGAAUAA